Molecule: messenger RNA, 3843 nt
Organism: Lobosporangium transversale
Lineage: Eukaryota; Fungi; Mortierellomycota; Mortierellomycetes; Mortierellales; Mortierellaceae
Product: ras guanine nucleotide exchange factor domain-containing protein
Exons: 6
Coding region: 85-3552 (1155 amino acids)
Biological process (GO): positive regulation of GTPase activity; Ras protein signal transduction
Cellular component (GO): plasma membrane
Molecular function (GO): guanyl-nucleotide exchange factor activity; protein binding
Source: RefSeq, a predicted model, not a curated record
UACAAAUAUAUAUAUAUCAACAUCAACUCUAUUGACUAUUAUAUUUAGUCAAACUAAUAUUUUAAUAGAAAAAACAAACAAGCAAUGGUGCCUGAAGAGAGUGCUGAUAUUCAGGUCCUGGUCAGGGCAAUGUAUGACUAUGAAUCCGAGGAUAGCACCAACCUGAGUUUUAAAAAAGAUGAUGUGAUCCAGGUUUUAGCCCAACUUGAAUCUGGAUGGUGGGCAGGUCAUUGUGAUGGUCGACAAGGUUGGUUCCCUUCUAACUAUGUCCAAGUUUUGGGGGAAGAAGACCUUGAUAGCCAGGAGGAGGAUGUAGAAGACCAAGAUGACCUAGAUAGUGCUGAUGACCUUUGGUUACCCCAAACAACAGAUGAUGGGCAAGUCUUCUACUAUAACCAACGCACACAUGAAUCAAGUUGGACGAUUCCAGAGUCCGAAGAUCGUACCAGCAUCGCCACAGACCUGGAUGCUAUAGGUCAAGGACAAUGGUCGGUGCGCCAGUCAACAUCCAAUGGCAAUGACUGGUACAACUCUGAGGCUGAAGAAGAAGACCAGGAGGACGAGGAAGAACAUGAUCAAACUCAGGAAACUCGACCUGGAAUCUCUCGAGCCUCAAGUACACAAUCUGUCAACAAGGCUUCCGCUGGAGACGUUGGUUCCUCCACAGACCCUUCUCCUUCUCUGACUUCCGUGCGUAAACCCUCAGGUCUGACGCCUGCAGUGCCACAAGACUCGGUCGAGGGUCUACCACCAUUGCCAAUAUUACCUAACCCAUUCGAUCCUGAGCCAACUUGGCAAUCCCUCCAGGAGCAUACAAAUGCAGCCGUGGAUAACCUGUUACUAUCUGCAGAGAAGGGUUACAAGCCUUAUUAUCUUAUUCAAUCAUCGAUUGUUGUCGAAGCUAUCCGUGUCAUGCUCUAUGCUUCCGGCACAGUCGACAAGGACGCGGCAGUAAUGCGGCAGCAUCGCGCGCUCAAAAUGCAACACCGACAGAUUAUGGCUGCGCUCUCCAAGCUCGUUCUCUCGGCCAAGAUGGCCUCCGGUGUCUGGCCUGCAGCUGACGCUAUUAGCAAACUUCAAAAUGAUGCCAAGGAAGUCAAGGUUGCAGCUCAAAACUAUGUUACUACCGCUAUGGCUGUGGACAUUACAGUUCAUCAGGUGGAUGCCAGGCUGGUGACUGAUGUCAAGAGUCCACUCCGUGCCAAGGCUGCUGCAAAAACACUUGAUCGAGCUCUCUCAAAUGCGUCGCUCAGGGGCGAAAAUGGUGUUGGGGCUGUUAAUAAUGACCGUAAAGUGUUUGGUUCACAGAUGAGUAUUCAGAGCAUUUUGAGCCAGCUGGAUUAUUAUUCCAAGAGCACUUCUAAAGCCGUCAAUGUGCUGGUGAUGCAGAUUGAAAAGAUUAUCGAGAACCCUUCACCCGCACUUCGCAACAGCGGCCAGAAUGGUGUUUCGGCCUCUGCGCCUGUUAUGAACACUGCACAAUCUGCUCAAUUAGUCACACAGGCACGCCAGACCAUUUCACAGCUUGGCUCCUUGUUAACCCUCGUCACCGAUUUUUAUGCUAGCGUCCACCACGAGAACUCUACUAUCCCUGAAAAGUACUUUGCAGACGUUAGAACGGCCAAGCAGGCUCUCCAUGGCAACACGGCUUCAUUAGUGAUGGCUAUUCAGUCAGCCACGGAUCUGUUGGCCAUUGGUCAAACUUUGGAUUUGGCCCUCAAUACGGCCCUCACUACAGAGAAAACCUCGCAGACCUUGGUUGAUGCAGUCCGGACCUUAGUUCAGGAAAAAGAUGCGGCUGACCAUGCAGCCUUGAAGCCACAACACGAACCAUAUGGUCGCAAAGCACCCGUCACACCCGGCAUGGAGCGUACGACAGAGGAAAUUAUUUACAACAACCAUGAUAAUGACUCUGACAUUGAACCAGAUAUGACACCACGACCACCAACUUCUCAGAGUGGCUAUCAUGGUUCCGGUACCGGUACUCUUCCACGUAAUAGAUCUGAUUCUCAACCAUCUAUUUUCUCGAGUCACUCCAACCUCUCAAAUCAGCCACAGACACCCGGCAACGAGUAUGGAUCCCGAAAUCCUCAAGGAGGAUUCCCUUUUCCAACUUCGCCUACUGACUCGAUUUCAGGAGUUCCUAGUACCACCCACCCAGGUCGGUUUGAUACUCGAGAUAAGCUAAGGAAGCUUUUGGGAGAAGAUGUGCCUGGGCGAGUGUCUACUCAGUACUGGUUCUUGAAUUACGACUACCAGCCAGGAGAUCUGGUUUUAAAUGCAGAUGGGCAGGUGAAAGGAGGCACGCUCCCUGCACUGAUCGAACGACUGACAUUGCAUGAUGGAUUGGAUCCCAACUUUAUUGCAACGUUCCUACUCACAUACCGAUCAUUCACGACCACGAAAGAAUUGUUUGAGCAUCUGUUCCUUCGAUUCACGAUCCAAGCACCACUGGGACUGGAGCAAGAAGAGCUGGAGAUCUGGAAUGAGAAGAAGCUGACGCCGAUUCGACUACGUGUCUUCAACAUUAUCAAAUCGUGGUUAGAGACAUAUUAUCUGGAUGAUGAACCGGAUGAUAGGGAGGCUCUAGCGAUGAUCAAAGACUUUUCAGGCUCGACAGCAAUGAGAGAUACAAUGAGCUUUGCAGCAGUACAGCUGAUCAAGCUGGUUGAGAAACGCGAACAAUCUGAGGGAACGUUUAGGAAGAUGGUCUUGAACUUGACAACACAGGCUCCACAGCCGAUCGUACCCCGAAAUUUGAAGAAAAUUAAAUUUUUGGAAUUAGAUCCUUUGGAAUUUGCGCGUCAGUUAACAAUCAUGGAAGCAACAGUGUAUAACAAGAUUCGACCGGUUGAGUGUCUGGCUAAGGCUUGGAUGAGUGAGGACCCCGAUAUUGCUGCCAAGGCUGUAAACAUCAAGAAGAUGAUCGAAACCAGUAAUUUGUAUGCAAACUGGAUCAACGAAUUAGUCUUGAGCGAGAAGGAACUCAAGAAGCGCGUCCUUGUCAUCCGCCACCUUGUUAUGAUUGCUGAGAGACUACGCCAGUUGAACAACUUCAGUAUGCUGUCUGCUACGAUGGCAGCACUUUCGCAGUCACCAAUCCAUCGUUUAAGACGAACUUGGGAACAAGUUCCAGCCAGGACGAUGACUUCAUUUAUGGAUCUCCAAUCCUUGAUGGGUGUGGUCAAGAACUGGGCUGAGUACCGUGAAGAGCUUCACUCGGUCAAUCCACCAUGCGUACCUUUUGUGGGCAUGUAUUUGACAGAUUUGGUGAUGAUUCAGGAUGGAAAUGGGGAUUUCUUGAAGAAAUCCAAUCAUCUGAUUAAUUUCUACAAGCGUGUCAAGACUGCAGAGGUUAUUCGCGAGAUUCAACAGUACCAAUCUGUUCCUUAUUGUCUCACAGCCGUCCCUGAAAUCCAAGCCUUCAUCCGACGCGGUCUCGAUGGCACAAAGUCAGUCGCAGAUUUAUAUGACAUGAGUCUGGCCUUGGAACCUCGUGAACGUGGCGAUGAAAGAAUGGCAAGACUAUUAACAGAGUCGGGCAUGCUCUAGAGAGAAGAAGAGAAAGGAACAAAAAAAAAAAUCCGGCGACUCAACACUUUAUCACACCAUACGCCUACAGUCUACACAUCCGCAGUGCCUGGAUAUCCCUGGACCACUUCCUUUUUACUUUCUCUUUCUAUUUUUUAAUUUAUUUUAAUUUUCGUUGGCAGUUGGACAAUCAGAACAAUUGGACAUUUCCCAACAAGAAACAUCGACUUCUUUUUUCACGGCAGAUCAUCCAGAUCAUAUAACCUUUGUCAUAAUCUUGAGAGAACGAUGGCUGUCUACGAUUUUUCUUUC